AUGAUUCCUCAUUAUAAAACAAAUGUAACAGAUGAAUUUCAACUUGUUAAUCUAUUGUUAGUUCGGGAUGGUCAAUAUUUUGUUCAACAUUUACAUUGUACCAGCAACGGUUAUGGUUUGAUAACUUCUCAAUUGAAAGUCACAUUUUGGAAUCAAGACGCCAUCGAAAGUCAAGUUGAUUGUCCAUUUUUAAUAGGCAUAGGAGGGACGAUUUCUUGUAUACCAAAAGAUAUGGGUCCAGUCCUUAUUAAUGCAGUUCAUAUUGAUAUUGAAAUAGAUGUUGGUAUACAACGACAAAAAUUAACUAAAAUUUAA
Rotaria sordida is the source of this 315-nucleotide messenger RNA. NCBI's taxonomy places the organism in Eukaryota, Metazoa, Rotifera, Eurotatoria, Philodinida, Philodinidae. The record is from the annotation of a GenBank genome assembly.